Molecule: messenger RNA, 8061 nt
Organism: Amphiprion ocellaris (clown anemonefish)
Lineage: Eukaryota; Metazoa; Chordata; Actinopteri; Pomacentridae
Product: E3 ubiquitin-protein ligase RNF31-like
Exons: 25
Coding region: 279-3548 (1089 amino acids)
Biological process (GO): protein linear polyubiquitination
Cellular component (GO): LUBAC complex
Molecular function (GO): K63-linked polyubiquitin modification-dependent protein binding; ubiquitin protein ligase activity; linear polyubiquitin binding
Source: RefSeq, a predicted model, not a curated record
UAUGCCGUAGCUUUUUGUGCUGUACAUUAUAUUUACUCUGUAGGAAUGAUGGGGGUAUUUAGAAGAGCGUAACUCUGCAGCUUUAUGUGAAUGAGGUCAGCGGACUCAAGGAGGAAUUCGCCGACGUGUUCUUGUGAAGCAGAGGUCCUUCCUGUCCUCUGCAGUGCAGCAGGUGAACCACACUGUACAGCAGUAGGUCAGGAGGCUUUCAAUGGUGCAGCGAUAGAAGUUUAUGAGCAGCUUUUGGGGGAGAUGAGCCUGACGCAGCUUCCUGAAAUAUGCCAUCCCUGUCAGAGCAGCUGCAGGAUGCACGGAGUCGUGCUGAAGUGUGCCUGUACUCUGGGGGCAGAGUGGUGGAGGUGCGGACCGGGGUGAUGGCUUUGGCUAAUCUGCCCUUGCCACCUUGUUCCAAAUACCGCCACAUUGCUGCAGAGACCAUGGUCAUAGAGAACAGCUUUGGCAACAACAGAAAGGAGACCCUUGCAUCUCUUCAGCGCUUGUCUACUGCGCUGAACAUCCUAGAAAAAUAUGGAUGUAACUUGACGAAUCCCAACAGACCAAAAUACUGGAGGACCGUGAAACACAACAACCCAGUCUUUAGGGCCACUGUUGAUGCUAUUCAGGGAGGACGAGCAGUGCUUUAUCUCUAUGGUUACUCCAAUCAGCAGCCAGAUGGUCUCAGCUUCCCUGAUGAUGUCACAGAUCCUGAUGUGGGCAAAGUUGCUGCAGUAACACUAGAAGUGAUGAGCCUGAGGAUGGAACUAGAAAUGCUUAUCAAGGAGGCUCAUCCACACCCUGAGUUCUAUGAGAGAAUUAUUCCUACACUGAGACACAAGGAUGUGGGUCUCAACACUGACGCUGUGGUCUACACCACCUCCUCCAAUUCAGGUCCUUCAGACAGCCAGACCAAGUCUUUAGCCCUCCCCCUCCACCAUCGCUCUUUCAGGGAGAGCAGACAUGGCCACUCCCUAACCACCAACUACCAAGGUCUGAGGUCCAUACAGGUCUUUCCCACCUCCUCAGUUAAGCAUCCAGAGAACUGCACUAUUUGUGGAAUAUUCCGUAUCUCUGCCCACUGCCUCACCUGCCUGCAGGGGCUCUGCUCAGAGUGUGACAGACUGUAUCACUCCUACCCUGAAAGGGCCAACCACCGUCGAACAGCUGUCACAGCAUCGUCCAAAAACAGGAACAGUCACAGGUCUUCCACAUGGCGUUGCCUUCACUGCACUAAAGUCAACUCUGUCCAGGAUGUGCUAUGUGAGGAGUGUGAGCGCCCUCGACUAGAAUCCACCAGCUUUAAAGCGGAUGAAUGUCAGCCUGCUACUAUCUCUGAAUGGCAGUGUAAGAGCUGUACCAUGGUGAAUGCAGCCAGCAGUAUUUUAUGUGAAGUGUGUGAAAGACCUCGCUUGGCCACACGUCCUCCAGUGACCCCUUCACACCCACCCGUCACCCCUCCAAGACCACCAGCACCAGUACUUGGAAUGCCUGGGGACCCUGACAGCCAGUGGGUGUGCCAGUUCUGUACCUAUCUUAACUAUUCUCCUGCAACAGUGUGUGAGAUGUGUGACCUUGCUCGUCCAGAGCCUGCACCACUGCCUGUGAAGCUCCGCCCUCCCUCUCCUGUCAGACGGGUCCCUGCCCUACCAAUCAAACCCAAAGAGGUGGCCCCUGCAGACCUGGAUACUUGGAGGCAAAAACUAAUGAAGGAAGAAGGGCUGAAGCUAAUUCAGCUAAUUAGAGAUGGGGAGAAGAAAGGAGUGAGUCCAGAGGAGGUGUACACAAGCAUGAGGGUUGCAGGGGAUCGCAGCAACCUACCCUGCAAGUGGUUAAAGACGGAGCUUCCUCUGCUUUUAGACCAGAUCAGGAUGCUCGUGGCAACAUCAUCCAUUCAGUCUGUUUCUGACAAGACUGUAACGGAACACACAACCAAGUCAUGUGAAGCUCCUGCUGAAGAUGCUGGGAAAGAGUUAGACCUGACAGAAACGGAAAGUGUCCAGCUGUCCAGAGCAGAAGCCAAGCAGGCAUGGCUAAUAGCAGGAGGUGACACUGAGAGAGCUGCCAGACAAGCUCUGAGAGACAGACUUGCCAAGGUAAAAGAACUCUGUGCGUUGGGCUUCAGUGAUGAAGCUCAGUGUCAUGAGGUUUUGAUUCAGAGUGGUGGUGAGGUGAGAGGGGCCCUAGCCCUACUGCAGCGACCCCUUCUAGAACCUUUUCACAAAUGCAUUUGGAGUGACAAGCCUGAACCUCCCAUAGACAUCAAUCAUCCUGACAAACAGCGGAUAUGUCGGAGGCUCCUAGCAGUGUAUGAUCUUCCCAGCUGGGGUCGCUGUGAGUUGGCUCUGUCCCUGCUUCUGGAACACAGUGCCCCUUACUCAUUAGAAGACGUAGUGCAGGCUGUACAAGAGUCCCACGACAGGGAGUUUAUCAAAAGAGUGCUUGCUAAAGAGUGUCCCAUCUGCCUUUCUAUUUUCCCCCACAGCAAGAUGCAGUCAUUGACAUCGUGCCAGUGUUCUGUGUGCUGUGGUUGUUUCCAGCAGCACUUCACCAUUGCUGUAAGGGACAAACACAUUAGAGACAUGGUGUGUCCAGUCUGCUGGGAGCCUGACAUCAAUGACCCUGAGCACCUUAACAGCUACUUCUCAACCCUGGACAUCCAGCUGCGAGAGUGUCUGGAGCCAGACGUCUAUGAGCUAUUCCAUAAGAAGCUGACAGAGCAGGCCCUGAUCAAGGACCCUAAGUUCCUCUGGUGCUGCCAUUGUUCAUAUGGGUUCAUCUACGAUGGAGACCAGCUGAAAGUCACCUGUUUUCAGUGUCGAAACAGUUUCUGUGCUCAGUGUAAAAAGCCUUGGGAAUCUCAGCAUGUAGGUCUGUCCUGUGAACAGUACCAGUCAUGGAAGAGAAAGAACGAUCCAGAGUAUCAGAGACAGGGCCUGGCUGGAUACCUCAGAGACAACGGCAUCACCUGUCCUAACUGUCGCUUUCAGUAUGCACUGUCUAAAGGAGGCUGCAUGCAUUUCUGCUGCUCACAGUGUCGUUACCAGUUCUGCAGUGGCUGCAACAACCCUUUCCACACUACCUGUGCAGUGGAUGAGUGCAGUGUGACAGGACUCCAUGCCCAUCAUCCCAGAGACUGUCUCUUCUAUCUGAGAGACUGGGAACCUUCCAGACUGCAAGCUUUACUGAAGAAUAAUGGAGUAGCCUUCAACUCUGAACCUCCUCCUGUAACACAGACAGGACUUUGUGGAGUAAUAGAACAAAAGGAUGAGGGAGGGCAGCAGCCAGAUUCAGCCUGUGGAGCUCAAACCCAACCUGGACAUGCUGGACUCUGCGAGAAGCAUUACCGGGAGUAUCUGGUCAGCUUGAUCAACAGUUACUCCAUCGACCCCGCCCCCCUCUACAGCUCAACUGAGCUGCUGCUGGCUUGCAAGAGAUACAAAGUGGAUGACGCCCACAGGGAUGGAGAAGACACUUUCACCUACUACUGCAGACUGCUCGAAAAACUGAUGGAUGAAGUGCCACUUGGUGAAAAGGUGCCACGCAAGAAAUAAUAAAUGCCUGUUUCCUGCUGCUGCAAGUAUGUUGAACUUUCAACUUAAAACCCAGCAACACAAGACAAGAUAGCAACAGUGUCCUUCAGGUUUUGUAUCUAUUGUUAGCUAAUAUUUGCUCUGUCUGAGUACUUUUGGUUUCACUUGAUCAGUGACUCACUGUCAAAUUAGAUAUCUGUAGACUGUGGUAACAGCGCCGAUAAAAAGUAAAUUUUUUAAACAUAAUGAGGCUUUGCUGUUACCUUUUUCUCAAAUUAUCAUCCAGUGUUUUAAAAUAGAACCAUUUCCAGCAACCAUCACUCCUGUGUUCUAAUGGUACAUUAUAUUAGCUAAUCACAUUGAAAGGCUAAUUGAUGAUUAGAAAAGCCUUGUGAAAUUAUAUUAGCACAUGAAUAAAAAAAAGUGUGAGUUUUCAUGGAAAACAUGAAAUUGCCUGUUCUUGAGAAGAUCGAUUUGGUCAGAAAUUUGCACUUUGAAUAAUCUAGGAAAUCAGUACCAGUCAGUACAGUUCAAUGAUUAGUUCAACUGUUGUUUAAAUCUAGAUGCUCUUACCAGGGAAAGUACUGAGGAGGCAAGUAAUUCUGGUAAUAAAUGAAAAUGUUUCUGUUGUUGUAAACUCAGUAUUUUUGGCCCUGUCAAGAUCCUGUAGGCACAGUCAUGGAUGUGAUUGGUCAGUGGCUGGGCUGUUGACAGGAUUUGAUCUCAUCAACUGAACUGGAGCAGAUUUGCAGUGCAACAGCUAACCAGGAAGCCUAAGUUAAACCUAAGAUAUCUGCCAAACUCACUAGUUUCACUUCAUGAAACAGUGACACCAUAAUACUUGCAGCAGUCCUAAAAUUGCAUUGCCAUGAAUUUGCCUGUAAUGAACAUUUAGCACUGUUUUGUUUUAUUGACAUUGCAUAAAGUUAAAUAUUGUAACUGCACAUGUUUACACUUAUAGCAGAAUCAGUUUGCAGAAUGUCAUAUGGGGUACUGUAGAUAAAGGCCCAACUCACAUGACAGUUGGAGGAGUUACUCAGUCAGAGUGCAUGUUAUGUUCUGUACGAUGUCCAAUUACACUCCCCCCCCCAAAAACUAGUGAGGCCAAUUCCUAUAUUUUUGCUGUAGACUGAAAACAUUUGGGUUUGACAUCAAACAAUGAAUAUGAGAAGAUAGAUAAAAAUUUCAGCUUUUAUUUCCAGGUAUUUACAUCUGGAUCAUCAGAUCCAGAUGUAAAUACCUGGGAAUAAAAGCUCUUCUAAUAAAAACUUAGAAGAUAGCAUCUUUUGUUUGAACCCACCCAUUUUUCAUGGAGCAAAAGUAUUGGAACAUGUGACUGACAGGUAUGUUUUGUUGCCCUGGUGUGUCCUAUUACACUGAUUAUUGAAACAAUAAAUAGCGUUCAAUGUCUACGUUCAGUGUCAGAUUUGAAUUUUGCCUUUGCAGACUGCAUCUAUAGUUAGAUGUGUAACCAACAUGAAAACCAGAGAGCUGUCUGUGGGUGAAAAACAAGCAAUUGUGAAGCUGAGAGAAGAUGGAAAAUUAACCAGAGCCAUUGCUCAAACAUUGGCCAUAGCUAGCGCAGCCAUUUGGAAUGACUUGAAGAAGAAAGAAACCACUGGUGUACUAAGUAACAGACGUUGUUCGGGUAGACCAAGGAAAACAGCAGCAGUUGACGACAGAAACAUUGUGAAAUCUGUAAUGAAGCUAAAGUUUGGAUAACGAAAGGAUCUGCUUGUGAUCCCAAACAUACAAACUCAUCUGUGAAACACAGUGGAGGUAAUGUCAUGGCUUGGGCUUGCAUGGCUUCUUCUGGGAUGGGCUCAUUAAUCUUUAUUGAUGAUGUAGCACAUGAUGGCAGCAGCAAAACUAACUCAGAAGUUUACAGUAACAUUUUGUCUGCCAAUUUAGAGAAAGAUGCAACCAAACUGAUUGGGAGAUCCUUCAUCAUGUAUCAAGAUAAUGACACAAAACACACUGUCAAAACAACAAAGGAGUUCAUCAGGGGCAAGAAGUGGAAGGUUUUAGACUGGCCAAGUCAAUCUCCAGACUUAAACCCUAUAGAGCUGCAUUUACGUGCUAAAGAGGAGACUGGCGGGAGUAACCCCUCAAACAACUGAAAGAGGAUGCAUUUAAAGCCUGGAAAAGCAUCAUAAAAGAAGAAUGCAAAAGUUUGGUGAUGUCAAUGGGGCACAGGCUUGAUGCACUUAUUGCAAGCAAAUGAUUUGGAACUAAAUUUUAAGCCUUAUUCACUUUAAUCUAUUUUAAGUCUAUCUAUUCCAAUACUUUUCCUUACCUAAAAAUGUAAUGUUAUCUUCAAAAUUGUGUAUCAGAUCCAGAUGUAAAUGCUUGGAAAUAAAAGCUAAAAUGUUGAUCUCUUGUCUCAUAUUCAUCUUUUGAUGUCAAACCCAAAUGUUUUCAGUCUACAAGCAAAAAUAAAGAAACUGGCCUCCCUGUUCCAAUAUUUUUGGAGGGGAGUGCAUAUGUUAAUAAUGUAACAGGUAGACUUCUUCAUGACUGUGCCAUACAUGCUUUAUUGACUCGUUGAGGUCAUGAUUUGUUGUUUUUUGGUCAGCCUCUGCACAUAAAGCAGAUCAACUAUAAUACUAAUAGAGUAACAGUCUCACACAUGCAAAGUAUUGAUAUACCAAAGGUACGAAUGUGGCACCAGGGUUGAACGACUCCUUUCUGCCCGCUCAAAGUAAACUCUCCUUCAAAGACAAAGGACUUAUUACACAUUUUUAACAAGAUACUGCCAAAUGGCUUCUUGUGGGAGGUGUCAGUAGCUCCAUGUUGUGCAGGCAUAAUUAUAAUAACGGAAAAUGCUUACCAAGUAUUAAAUUAAGUAAUACUGUGAUUUUCUCAUAGAUGUUUAUAAAAUCUGACUUCUUUUUGCAGCCAGAAGACUCCGACCACUGCUUGCUUUCAGAAAGAAUGCUGAUUUGCAGACAUUUCUGCUUUGGCUUUACUUUCCAGAAACCAAGACUCUGUCUAUCUUUAUAUACAGUAUAUGCUUUAAACUAGCUGUGAUCUAAAACAGUAGGCCUGUGCUCAUGAGUACACAGCUAAAAGCAGAUUUAAGAUUGUUUUUGUUGUCUUGUUUCAGGGUUUUCUUUACAGCAUUUUUGUCUUAUGUUGCAACGACUUUUUUGUGCUAACUGCAAAUUAUGUCUUCAGUUUCCUAAAAUACUGAAGUGAGGUAAAUCAGUCCUUUUGCCUAUGAGUUGGUGUGUAAUAACAUUUUGAAUAAUUAUUUUGAGAUGUAUUGCAAUUAGUUAAAUGAUGAAUAGGUAAUAGGUGUGAGCAAAUGAAGGUGUCGGACUGAGUUUUAUUUGUACAAACACAGAAAAAAACAAUUUGUAGAAGGGUAUCUAUAGAGUGUUUAACCUUACAGUAGACCACACUGUAGAAUUUCAAAUGGUUUGUUGUUCAGUUUUGCGUGACAAUAAACCAUCCGAAUGAAGGCAACAGAAUCAGCGGCUGCUGUGUUGGAUUUGGACUGUUAGGAACGUGUAAGAAACAGCCCUGAUAAGGUGAAAUAGUGGGAAAUAAGUUAAAUAAGAAAAGGCCAUGACAUUUUACAUUAUGAAAUCUUGUUAGCUAUAUAAAGCUUGAAGACCAUAAUACACACACAAAGCAUGCUUUUCUGUAAUGGAAAUUUAAGAGAUUAAGUGUUGAAAACACUUGUUUUUGAAAACAAUAAGCUCACAGCAGAAUAAACUAGAUAGUCUGUGUAGUUUUAUAUAAACACCAGGGCGUCACAAAAAUGCCUUCGUGUGUUCAUGUGCUUUCUGUACAUUUGCACAAGAAGUAGUAAGUUGUUCAUAUAGUCAGUGAAACCCCAGGUCUGUGUGCUGCUGUAUGACGCAUCCUGCUUUUUGCACUGCACACACAUACAAACUUUUUCUGCCAGUUGGUCUAAAAAAAGGUAUUGACUAGAGGAUAAUUUAUGUUCAACACCAAAGUGAUUUUUAUUGGCAAGGUCUCACGUGUCAGGACCUUGGGCACAUUAUAGUUUUCACAGAUGUCAUAACUUCAGACGAGGUAUUUACUAAAACAGCAAUGACUAAACACAUAGAAACAAGAGUGGGUUUAAGAACAUGUCUGCAUUAUGAUAUAUUUACAGGACCUGUUUGAGCAUGACUACUUAUUUAUGCCAGUCCCCUGUCUCUACACCCUGCGUAUUCUCUGCUACUUGGGUUUGUGAUGCGACUGGUGAAGAAUUCAGCAGGUCGAUGGUCUGUCCUUCCCUGAGCUUCAGAACUGCCUGCUUCAGACUCCAACUGCAGGGAGGGACAAACACACAUCAGGAAUGGUGCCAACCAUGAACUGGCAAUGCUGUAUUAGAAACUAUGAGUGUAUUAGAUUUUCACAUAUCCCAGGGUUGCCUGGGAAAUGUGGAAAUAAAAGGCUGAAAAAGCUAAUUUUCCUCGUAGUGUUGUUACAAUACAUCACUUGUGUUAAUAUGCACUGUUUUAAAGAGGGUCAAAUGAUUACUUGUCAAAAUGUGUCAAUAAAGCAAAUUUCCAUGAGA